Symbiodinium natans is the source of this 531-nucleotide messenger RNA. NCBI's taxonomy places the organism in Eukaryota, Dinophyceae, Suessiales, Symbiodiniaceae. The record is from the annotation of a GenBank genome assembly.
AUGACCUGGUUGGUCACCUACCAGGUUCUCCUCACCUCGGUUUCUGGAGCCGAUGCAGCUGCCGCUGCCGCCUCGGUGACACCCGCUUCCUUUGUGUCCUCGGUGGGCUCCAGCCUCAUCGCAAUGGGCGUCGACAGAGCUUCGACUGCACUUCUCUUCGGAGUCUCUUCGGAGUUGCCCGAAGCUUCUUCCACAUGUAUCAGAUGGCCGCAAGUCUGCUCCCCCGCAACGAGUCUCAGGUGCAUGAGAGUUCAUAGCAAUCCCAAACAUGUGGGUGUUGUUGGCUUCACACGCAUCAUGCUCCAAAGGCCCAGGAUUUCCCUUGCCUGUCGCGCUCCGUGCCGGCUGCGCCAUGCUGUGCACAUAUUGAGGUGCGUUGGUUUCGCGAAGUCUCGUCCGAAGCCCAGUUUGAAAACCAAAGCAUUCUCUAGAACCAAACGGGUUCUAACGAGCGUGGGACAUGAGACGUCUUUGAACAGGCCCACAGCCAGCCAUGACUCUGCAGGUGUUGAUCAGCUUCGAGGCCUUUAG